AGACUCAGAGAACCGAAGGAACCAAAUCCUGCAUUUUACUACAAAGCUCGUAUACACACACAAAGAUAUGGAAUUAAGAGCCCUUCUCUAUGUCCUCAUGUUUCUGCUCACUCUGUUCUUGUAUUUCAUCAAAACAAGAGACCACAAAGACCCCAACAAAAGAGGUAGGCUCCCUCCAGGUUCAAUGGGUUGGCCAUACAUAGGUGAAACACUUCACCUCUACUCACAAGACCCAAAUCUCUUCUUUGCAGCCAAACAAAAAAGGUAUGGAGAGAUUUUCAAGACACAUGUUUUGGGUUGUCCCUGUGUGAUGCUGGCUAGUCCUGAGGCUGCAAGGUUUGUCCUAGUGACACAAGCUCACUUGUUCAAGCCAACUUACCCGGAAAGCAAAGAGAAACUAAUCGGUCUGUCCGCGAUCUUUUUUCACCAAGGAGACUACCAUAUCCGGAUAAGAAAGCUGGUUCAGAGCUCCUUGUCACUUGAAGCAAUUAGAAAUCUGGUGGCAGAUAUUGAAGCCAUAACAGCCUCAGCCUUUGAUAAAUGGGAUGGUGGCCUUGUUGUAAAUACCUUUCAAGAAAUGAAGAAGAUUUCUUUUGAAGUGGGUAUACUUCUCAUCUUUGGUCAUCUAGAACCCCACUUUAAAGAGGAUCUGAAGAGAAACUAUAGCAUAGUUGAUAAAGGAUAUAAUUCCUUCCCUACAAACUUCCCAGGAAGUCCAUACAAAAAGGCUUUAUUGGCAAGACAGAGGCUAAGGAAGAUUUUGAGUGAGAGGAAGGAGAAGAAGUUCCUUGAGAAGGAACUGUUGGGAUGUCUAUUGAACUCCAAAGAUGAGAAAGGAGAAUCACUAACAGAAGAUCAAAUCGCGGAUAAUAUCAUCGGUGUUCUUUUCGCAGCGCAAGACACAACAGCCAGUGCCUUGACAUGGAUUGUCAAGUACCUUCAUGACAAUCCGAAACUUCUAGAGGCAGUCAAGGCUGAACAGAAGGCAAUUCGGAAAGUGAAUGGUGAAGGUAACAGGCCAUUGAGUUGGAGCCAAACAAGGAACAUGCCUCUAACUUCCAAGGUUAUUUUGGAGAGCUUGAGAAUGGCAAGCAUUAUAUCUUUCACCUUUAGAGAAGCAGUGGCUGAUGUUGAAUACAAGGGGUACCUUAUUCCAAAAGGUUGGAAGGUGAUGCCUCUGUUCAGGAACAUUCAUCACAAUCCAGCAUUUUUCAAUGAUCCUAAAAAAUUUGAUCCUUCAAGAUUUGAGGUUGCCCCAAAACCCAAUACAUUCAUGCCAUUUGGGAGUGGAGUACAUUCCUGCCCAGGAAAUGAACUUGCAAAGCUGGAAAUGCUUAUAGCAGUCCACCAUUUGGUCACCAACUUCAGGUGGGAAGUGGUGGGAUCUGAAAAUGGGAUUCAGUAUGGCCCAUUCCCAGUCCCUCUCCAUGGAUUACCAGCCAGAUUUUGGAAAGAAUCUACCAGCUCAAACGCAUUACCACCGCAUGAUGACUUGACCAUUUCCUACCCCUUGGCUUAGCUAGCUUCAAAUGAAAUUCACUUCUCUAUUUUUCACCAAUAUAUUAUUGUACUGGCUUUUCAUUUUCGGUUAAAAAAGCCAAACUUUUCUUUUCUUUUUUUCUUUUUCUUUCAAUUAUAGUCUCGAGAUUUGUCUAUCAAAACCCAUAUGGGGAUCCCAAUUAAGCCAUUUCUCAUUGUAAUUUCUAGAUGCAUAAUGUGCGUGCACUCAUCAAUAUAUAAAACAUUGUCAUUUGAAGAGGACGAA
Molecule: messenger RNA, 1765 nt
Organism: Tripterygium wilfordii
Lineage: Eukaryota; Viridiplantae; Streptophyta; Magnoliopsida; Celastrales; Celastraceae
Product: abscisic acid 8'-hydroxylase CYP707A1-like
Exons: 9
Coding region: 68-1519 (483 amino acids)
Biological process (GO): sterol metabolic process
Molecular function (GO): heme binding; iron ion binding; (+)-abscisic acid 8'-hydroxylase activity
Source: RefSeq, a predicted model, not a curated record